UCGUCCCAGUACACCGGUAGUUUGCGACAAAUAUAGUCACAACAAAGCCAGCAUCACGUCACUGUCUGCAGACAGGUAGCGUUUCCCGGAUAUGGUGUAGUUAAUGUCUGGUAUGUUGUUUACAACACUUAUGACAAUGAAUGACCUGCAGCACACCAUCCAUCGGAACAUUUAUUCUAAACCUGACUUUUCCUACCAAAGGCGAUGUAUUAACAAGAUUUCACAUAUUGACUAGGAUGCUGGUUGUGAAAAAGGAACAGAUAACAGCAUAUAUCACCACCGACAGUCAGGCGAUAGGUACACAGAAGAUAGAAGAAACAAAGCACGAUUUACCUGCAAGGAUGAGGUUAUAUGCUGUAUUUAGACGAUACAUGUUGGUUUUAUAUAUUUUAAUCCUCGUUCUCUUCAUUACCACGUUGCACGUUUUGAUGUUUGACGAAUCUAUUUCCUAUUCGAAAUUUUCUUACCCAUUGGAUAUGGAUUUCAAAACAAAUUACAUGGAAUUUAAGAAGAAUGGGAGACAAUCCUCUCUCAACGAGAUUAAUCCACAUCCAUUUCAAUAUAUACACUUCAAAGCGAAAUGUGAUUUCAAAACACACGGGACAACAUCUCUUCUAAUUUUAGUAAAAUCAGCUGUUAACAAUUUUCAUUUACGUGAUGCUAUUCGAGCCACCUGGGGGAGUACAACAGCAAAGAAUGUCGAGAUAGUGUACCUACUGGCCUAUAGAGCAGAGCAGCAACAGGAUGUGGAUAAAGAAGUUGCCUUAUAUGGCGAUAUUGUACAGGAAUCUUUUCUCGACGCCUACAUGAACAACACGUACAAAACUAUUAUGGGAUUUAACUGGGCUGUUAAAUACUGUGACCAAGCCAGUCACAUCGUGUGUGUAGAUGAUGACCAUUAUCUUAGUAUACCUAACACCCUAGAUUAUAUAGACUCUUUAGAUCACUUUGGCAGCGAGAAUUUGAUGAUUGGAAGUGUACUUCCGAACAGUAGUCCGUUUAGGUCAAGGUUUUCAAAAUGGAGUAUUUCACUUGACCAAUAUCCAUUUGACAAAUGGCCACCCUAUUUGGCAGGAGCUGUAUACCUGCUGUCAAAACAGGUAGCACACAAAAUGGUGUUUGCGUUUCCGUAUGUAAAGUAUAUAGGGAUUGAUGACGCGUACAUGGGUAUAGUAGCUAAUAAGUUAGACAUUAUCCCACAACACGACGAUCGCUUUGCGUCUCCACCUUAUUUGUUAUAUACAAACCCCAAACAAAUAGUGUAUGGGGAAUUCAAAAGUAAGGCAGACUUUCUAACUGUUCACCAUAUACUUACAUAUGCUUCGACAGUAAAAAUGUGUGCUUUUACGUGGAAAUGUCAUUUUGUCUUAUUGAUUUAAACGAAUAUCGUAUGUUUUUACUAAUAAUAUGAACUGUCUUUGUUUACAUUUACUGUGUAAAGUGUAAAAGACAUCAAAUUGACAGAGUAAAGAUCAAUUUUACUAUCA
This is a messenger RNA of Pecten maximus, 1487 nucleotides long. Its product is annotated as beta-1,3-galactosyltransferase brn-like. The record is from RefSeq and is a predicted model, not a curated record. Bases 141 to 1379 code for a protein of 412 amino acids. Gene Ontology annotation, cellular component: membrane. Gene Ontology annotation, molecular function: hexosyltransferase activity; UDP-glycosyltransferase activity. Lineage: Eukaryota; Metazoa; Mollusca; Bivalvia; Pectinida; Pectinidae. The transcript has 2 exons.